Messenger RNA from Aureobasidium pullulans EXF-150, 3921 nucleotides. RefSeq names its product RNA-directed RNA polymerase. Gene Ontology annotation, biological process: siRNA processing. Gene Ontology annotation, cellular component: nuclear RNA-directed RNA polymerase complex. Gene Ontology annotation, molecular function: RNA-directed RNA polymerase activity. Lineage: Eukaryota; Fungi; Ascomycota; Dothideomycetes; Dothideales; Saccotheciaceae. The coding region runs from base 197 to 3850 and encodes 1217 amino acids. The record is from RefSeq and is a predicted model, not a curated record. The transcript is spliced from 3 exons.
CAGCCAGAUUCCUGCUGGGAUUUGUCGCUGGAGCAUGCGCUCGAUAGAGAAAUGACCCGCGUUUGAUAUCCGCUCCGCUUCACUGAUUGCGUUUCACUUCUCUUGACCGCUCCAAUGUUCGCUUCAGAUUAUCUUCUUCCCCCAUCGAUCGAUCAUCAACCAAGUUUUGUUCUCAAGUCAACUAUCCAACUUCAUCAUGGAGGUGUUCCUCAGCCGUAUACCGCCCCAUUGUACGGAGCGCGACUUGAAAAGACAGCUCCGCGCACCUCUCUCUGAGUUUGGUAUCACAAACUACGUGUGCGAGAAAUUCGGCAGCAAGCCUUGUGGCAAGCUGAUCUUCCUCGAUGUUGCAAAAGGCGAGCAGUUUCUUGCAAAGUAUGGCCUCGUCAAUGGCCAGCGCAAGUCAGCUUUCCCGCUCACUAUGAACGGUCAACCCGUAAACUGCUCACUGUCCAAGAACCAGCCAGAUCCAUGGCUGCUACGCAGUCUCAAGGCCAACAUCAUCGCUCAGCCCCAGGCGCUUGCACAAAGUCGACCUACCAAUGGGGGAUCCCAGGCGACUACUUUUAGUAUAUCCUCUCUACACUGCGGAAUUUGGUCAUUCGUCGAUGGUGAGCUCACCUUUGUGCCUCAUUACAUCGACGUAAGACAGGGCAAGAUCAUUUUUGGCCAACGUCAAACUGCCAUACUAUUUGACGAUAGCCAUGGCAAUGACCACGGCGAACAGUUCGCCACUCGUAUCAAUAUCAAAUACUUCGACAUCGAUACGGCGACUAGUGGCAAUUACGAGCAUCCGACCAUCACCUUCAACCUUCACUGUCCACCGAGCUUCUAUUGCUCACCCUCGGUAGAGCUCGUGGACCUGUUCGCCCGGGUGGGGCUCAUGAAUCCUGGGCUGAGAAUGCAGCCACCGAAGAAGAAGCGUGUCACCAGUAUCAACCAGGCCCAUGCCGCCGUGGCAUCUACUUGCCAUGUCUACCAAAUCCAGCUUGCCGAUUACAGACAGCUUCCAGAUGUCUUCCGCCUGCUGAAGCACAAUCGUCAUACCGCAUCCGUUACCGUCAAUCAUCCGACACCAUCCAUGCCCCCUUCUAUGGCUCUCAGCGGCGCGUUCGCGCGACUAGAGCUACAUCUUGCCUCGAUGCAGCCCUAUCGUGAUCUCGCUUUCGAUGUGAAGUUUCAGCUUCUCCGCUUGGCCAGGAACGGGGCGCUCCAGCCGGAUCAAGUUGUUCUGAUCUUACCCGCGAUUUCUCUGCUGGUAGCUAACCACGAUGGACCGGCCAUAGUCGAGUCGUUGAAGCGUCUCUAUCAUAGCCUGCAGUUGAUUGGACCUCAUGUCGAGGCACAAAGCUAUUCUAUCGAGACACUCACCAACAACUUGCUUGACUACGCCCAAGACUACGAUCGAUCAAAGCUUCAGAACUCAUAUGACCAAGCCAACCACCAUGCUCAUAUUGUUCUGGUCCACAAGUUGACGGUCACUCCAGCCGGUGUGUAUCUGGAGGGACCUGAGCCAGAAGUCAGUAAUCGUGUGCUGAGAAAGUAUGAAGAUCACCCCGAUUAUUUCAUGCGCGUCACUUUUGUGGAUGAGGAUGGCGAACCAGUGCGCUUUGACGGUCAAGCCGACCAGAAAGAAGUCUACGCUCGCUUCAAGAAGUUUAUGGAGUCAGAGUAUGUUAUCGCAGGCAGAGGCUUUUCCUUCCUAGGAUUCUCGCAUUCAAGUCUUCGUUCGCAGACCUGUUGGUUCAUGGCACCUUUCGAAUUUGAAGGCACACUGAUGCAUGCUCCAGAGCUCAUCAAAGGGCUUGGAGACUUCAGCCAUAUCCGCUCUCCCGCUCGUUGCGCUGCUCGUAUUGGUCAGUCUUUCACUGAUACGACCGGUACUGUAGAGGUGGAAGCUGGUAUGCUUGGACGCAUUCCAGACGUCGAACGCAAUGGACGUUGCUUCAGUGACGGUUGUGGUACCAUCUCUCUUGACCUUCUCCGCAAGGUCUGGCGUGUCUAUGGUCCACGUCGUACGCUCAAGCCCACCAUCCUCCAGAUCAGAUUCGAUGGUGCGAAAGGAGUCGUGUCUCUUGACCGCCGUCUUGGCGACGAGCAGUUCAAUAUUCGCCCUUCCAUGGUGAAGUUCUCUGGUUCUGGCUCCAUCACACUCGAAGUCUGCGGUGCAGCUUGGCGCCCUUAUCCCAUGGUGCUCAACCGUCAGUUUAUCAAGAUUCUUGAGGAUCUGCAGGUGCCCAUCGAGUCUUUCAUGCGUCUACAAGAACAGGCCGUGGAGAAGCUGAGAAUGAUGACCACCAAUACUUACAACGCCUCAUUCCUUCUGAAUGACACUCAGACAAGCAAAGCUGCAAGGCUUCCAUCCCUGAUCGACAUGCUGGCCGACAUUGGCCUCGACUACCACGAUGAUACUUUCCUUCGUGGUGUCGUCGAGAUGGCUGUAAUCACAAAGCUGCGCGAGAUCAAGUACAAGGGCCGCAUCCCGGUCCAGAAUGGAGUCACACUCUAUGGCAUCAUGGAUGAAACUGGCUAUCUCAAAGAGGGACAGAUCUACGUUACCACGCAGAGCUCCCCUGAUAAGCCAAAGAAAGUCCUGACUGGGGGCAAGGUCAUUAUCACACGUUCCCCUGCUCUCCAUCCUGGUGACAUCAGAACCGUGGAAGCCAUCGACGUGCCCAGCACUUCUCCUCUCGAUCAGCUUCGCAACUGCGUUGUAUUCAGUCAACAUGGCGACCGCGACCUUCCCAGUCAACUCAGCGGAGGUGACCUGGACGGCGACCUCUACAAUGUCAUCUUCGAGCCUACGUUGAUGCCUCAGGUAAACAGUGCUCCGCCAGCUGACUACCCUCGAGUUCCUGGUUACGAGCUUGAGCGCGAAGUCACCAUUCACGACAUGAGUUCCUUCUUCGUCGAAUUCAUGGAGACUGAUCAACUUGGUCAGAUUUGCAACCGCCAUCUCCAGAUUGCUGACCAGAAGCUUCGGGGCGUGUUCGACGAUGACUGUAUUGCUCUUGCCGACAUGGCAUCACAAGCUGUCGACUUCUCCAAGACUGGCAUUGCGGUGAGUAUGGACCGCGCUCCUCGAGCCCAGCGCGUCAAGCCCGACUUCAUGGCCCCUAGCCCCCGUGUCAUCCUCGAAUCUGGUGGUCUCGCAAGCUUCCAAGACGCUCUCGAAAACGAACAAGACGAAGAAAACGACCCCAUCAGCGAUCUUGACGGCGUCCGUCCGAUUCGUUACUACCGCAGUGAAAAAGCCCUCGGCCACCUCUAUCGCGCAAUCGACGAACACCAAUUUCUAGAGACUAUGCAGAAUGUGCCUAAACUGGCUCAUGGACUGGAAGAUACCGUGCUGGACACCCUGUGGACCUAUAUCCAACAGCACAUUUCUGUUGUUCAGUGGCAGCAUCACACAGAUCUGGCUAGACAGAUUAGAGAUGGUUACGAACAAACCCUCCUCCAAUCCCUCUACCAAUUUGCUUCCUCACCACGCCACCCGCUCACCGAGACCGAGAUCUUCUCUGGCACUAUCCUCGGCCGCGACGGUGGAAAGCAAUCCAAGCGCGUCCGCGAGACCACUCAAGCCAUGCGCGCACAACUCGAAGACGUCCUCACCUUCACCAUCUCCCGCAUCAUCGAUGGCGACUAUGACGAAGACGACCGCAAUGAAGAAGCUCUGCCCAGAGCUAUUGCAUGUCUGGCUAUUGGCAUGAAUGAACCUUCGUACGGAGAUAAGAAGGUUGGCGAUUUGCAGAGUUGGAAGUACAUCGCUGCCGGUGUUUGCCUGAGAGAGGUCAAGAGGUGGUUUGCUGUUGACAUGGGAAGAUAUGCUUUGCCGAUAGUGCGUCGUUGAUGAGACAGAACGAAGAGGAAAGGACAUACCAGGUUGCUCCAUGAUUGCUGCCACGAUAGUGUAUGAAUGAC